GAAUCGAGUAAGCAUGGGGCUAUUGGCUUUGUCAUUCUAAAAUAUAUUUUAGUUGAAAAAUGGUUUGAAUGUUUAUGGAUAGAUAAAAACAUUACAAGCGAACACUAAACAACUAAGAUGCAAGUUUAUGGAUGUAGCUUUCCCCUGGCGUUGAAUCAACAUUAUUGCAGCAAAGUGUUAACAUAUUCGACAGUUAAGCUCAUUAUCAAGUCAUUCAACUUCAACAUAACCACACCCGACUUAGCUAAGGAUUCCAUCACGACCCACAUGAACAUAAGCAGCUCCAUGGCAUUUGACAACAAAAAUCACUCGUGUUCCCAAAUUGGCAAUUUUUGGGCAUACAAGUGUAGAGUUAGAGUUCUUACAAAAAAUUAAACCCCAUAAUGCCAAUUUUAUUAUUACCUCAAAACAUCGAAACAAAACGAGUAAUGGUUGGUUCACCAUAACUUUAUUUGGCUAUUUAUUUAUUGGUUUUUGUACAUGAUUUAUUAGGAAUAAAAUAA
This is a messenger RNA of Lactuca saligna, 503 nucleotides long. NCBI's taxonomy places the organism in Eukaryota, Viridiplantae, Streptophyta, Magnoliopsida, Asterales, Asteraceae. The record is from the annotation of a GenBank genome assembly.